AUGUGCAAGUUCAAGUGCCCUGGCCGCACUGCGGAAAGGUCAGUACUGUCUUCUUUCAAACGCAAGUCGGACCUCGGUCGACACCAUCGUAUCCAUACCAAUGAGCGUCCCUAUCACUGUACCACUCAGGGCUGCGACAAGAGCUUCGUGCAGCGCAGCGCGCUGACCGUCCACCUGCGAACGCACACGGGCGAGCGUCCCCAUGUUUGUGACUUUGACGGCUGCGACAACGCGUUCUCUGAUUCAUCAAGCCUCGCCCGCCACCGCCGCACACACACCGGCACGAAACUCUACAAGUGUCCCGAACGAGGAUGCAACAAAAGCUUCUCCCGCAGAGAAACCCUCACAAACCACCAACACCGUCAUCAUCCACCUCGAGCCCCCCAGCAACAGCACAGUCACACAGCAUGCGCCCCCUACACAUCCUCCCUCUCCCACUCCAUGAUUCCGGUCCCGGGGACCUGUACCUACCUCCCCUCCCCAGACUACGCCUUCUACCUGCAGCACAACCUGCCCCUGAGCUACGCCACCGUACAGCCCGACGCCUCGCUCGCCCCGUCCAGCGUACCCGUUAUGGCGAUCAACGAGGUGCAGUACUGCCAGUCGACGGUACAGCACCCGUAUGCGCAGUCCGCUCAGCCGUGUGUGGGGUUUGCGGUCCAGGAUCCCUACCGGUCACCGUGGGUGUAUGAGUCGGAUGGGAUGGAGAUGUGCUAUCCGUUCUGUGGGUGA
Messenger RNA from Aspergillus clavatus NRRL 1, 732 nucleotides. RefSeq names its product C2H2-type zinc finger protein. Gene Ontology annotation, biological process: regulation of transcription by RNA polymerase II. Gene Ontology annotation, molecular function: RNA polymerase II cis-regulatory region sequence-specific DNA binding; DNA-binding transcription factor activity, RNA polymerase II-specific. The transcript is spliced from 4 exons. NCBI's taxonomy places the organism in Eukaryota, Fungi, Ascomycota, Eurotiomycetes, Eurotiales, Aspergillaceae. Bases 1 to 732 code for a protein of 243 amino acids. The record is from RefSeq and is a predicted model, not a curated record. Gene Ontology annotation, cellular component: PcG protein complex; transcription regulator complex.